AUGAAUGCUACAAGCUUUUCAAAAUCAUACAAGUGGAUUGUUCCCCGUCACGAUCGAUGCGAGCGAUUUGGUAUGAAGGAGAUUAAGAAGAAGGAUAUCGUUCUGAAAGCGGUUGAUGUGGACAAUCUGGAAUAUGUUCCUCGCCAAAAAGGGCGACUAUACAGAAGCGACGCGGAAGCUUUGACGUUUGAUGAGAACAGAUACCCGAAAGGCUUCACUGAUCGAGAACCACAAGAACUUUGGAAUGGAAUUUGGGCCAGAAACUUACGUGUUGGUGGUGAUUCCGUCGCAUAUAGUUGUGCCAGAUGA
Molecule: messenger RNA, 309 nt
Organism: Plasmopara halstedii
Lineage: Eukaryota; Oomycota; Peronosporomycetes; Peronosporales; Peronosporaceae
Exons: 1
Coding region: 1-309 (102 amino acids)
Source: RefSeq, a predicted model, not a curated record